Molecule: messenger RNA, 1893 nt
Organism: Patella vulgata (common limpet)
Lineage: Eukaryota; Metazoa; Mollusca; Gastropoda; Patellidae
Product: T-complex protein 1 subunit delta
Exons: 14
Coding region: 156-1754 (532 amino acids)
Biological process (GO): protein folding
Cellular component (GO): chaperonin-containing T-complex
Molecular function (GO): ATP hydrolysis activity; ATP-dependent protein folding chaperone; ATP binding
Source: RefSeq, a predicted model, not a curated record
UUCGGCAAUGGGCGCAGCCAUAUUGGAUUCUUCCAGAACCGUCUGCAAGCGUGACUAAAAUCAACAAAUCCAAUCCGAGGAAAAUCGGCUUGAAUCCUUCAUAUUCAAGCAUAAUUUAUUCUCCUCUGCUGCAGCUGAAUCAAUUUUAGAACAGUAUGGCACCACCAAAAGGGCAAAAAGCGACUGGGAAACGGUCAGAAUACCAGGAUAAAGAUAAACCAUCGCAGAUUCGAUUCAGUAAUAUCACCGCUGCAAAAGCUGUUGCCGAUGCUAUCAGAACAAGUCUUGGCCCCCGGGGUAUGGAUAAAAUGAUCCAGGCAGCCAAUGGGGAUGUUACUAUUACUAACGAUGGUGCUACAAUUCUUAAAGAAAUGCAAGUUUUACAUCCAGCAGCAAAGAUGCUUGUGGAGGUAUCGAAAGCUCAAGAUGUAGAGGCUGGUGAUGGUACAACAUCAGUUACUGUUUUAGCUGGUAGUCUACUAGAUUCCAGUUCAAAAUUAUUAUCCAAAGGCAUGCAUCCAACUACUAUAUCAGAAUCUUUCCAGAAAGCAUCUUUGAAGGCUGUAGAAAUUUUGGAAACUAUGGUUACUCCCCUUGAAUUGUCAGAUCGAGAAUCCCUUCUAAAAAGUGCUUCAACUUCCUUGAAUUCUAAAGUUGUUUCUCAGAAUUCCAACAUCCUGUCACCUAUUGCUGUAGAUGCUGUAUUAAAGGUUAUUAACCCUGCUACAGCUGACAAUGUAGAUCUCAAAGAUAUCAAAAUAGUUAAAAAAUUGGGAGGUACAGUUGAAGAUACAGAAUUAAUUGAUGGUCUAGUCUUCAACCAGAAACUAUCCUCAUCUGGGGGACCAAGUAAAAUAGAAAAGGCUAAAAUAGGACUUAUUCAGUUCUGUGUAUCGGCUCCCAAAACAGAUAUGGAGAAUCAAGUUAUUGUAUCAGACUAUACCCAGAUGGAUCGAGUCUUAAAAGAAGAAAGAAAUUAUAUUCUGAAUAUUAUUAAACAAGUUAAAAAGGCUGGUUGCACUGUUCUACUUAUUCAGAAAUCUAUACUCAGAGAUGCCGUUAGUGAUUUAGCUUUACAUUUCCUGGCUAAGAUGAAGAUUAUGGUUGUAAAAGAUAUUGAAAGAGAAGAUAUUGAGUUUGUUUGCAAGACAUUAGGUUGUCGACCUAUUGCAUCAUUAGAUCAUUUUAUACCAGAGAAUAUGGGUACAGCUGAUCUAGUAGAGGAAGUAGCUGUUGGAACUGAUAAAAUUGUUAAAAUAACUGGUAUAGCCAAUCCUGGUAAAACUGUAACAGUUCUUAUUAGAGGAUCUAAUAAACUAGUUUUAGAAGAAGCUGAUAGAUCAUUACAUGAUGCUCUCUGUGUAAUCAGAUGUCUCGUCAAAAAGAAGGCAUUGAUUGCUGGUGGUGGGGCUCCAGAAAUUGAACUGUCCCUUAGAUUAAUGGAAUUUUCUAACACUCUGGCUGGUAUUGAACAGUACUGUUUCCGAGCUUUUGCAGAAGCUUUAGAAGUUAUUCCGUACACAUUGGCUGAGAAUGCAGGAUUAAACCCAAUUGCAACAGUAACAGAAUUAAGAAAUAGACACGCAAAGGGUGAAAUAACAGCAGGAAUAAAUGUUAGAAAGGGUGCUAUAACAAAUAUUCUAGAAGAAAAUGUUGUUCAACCCUUGUUAGUUUCUACUAGUGCUAUAUCAUUAGCUGCAGAAUGUACUCGAUGUAUUCUUAAAAUAGAUGACAUGGUGAAUACAACUCGAUGAAGACCUCAUCAUAAUAAUUGUAUACAUUUAAACUAUAUCAUUGUACAGUCUCAUCUUUAUUGUGAUAAUUAAAUAUAGUGCUUUUUCUACUUCAAUCCUACCGAGCAUAUUGCAUCAAUAAAUUAUUUACAAAAAGGAA